AGAGGAAAAGGAAAACGAACGCUAGCAGCUUGUAGCCUAGCUAUGACACCCUGCCACACAAUUAGCGCCCACAGCUAACAGGCUACAUAGCUGAUUUAGUAGAGCUGUUAAACAUAACUGGGAUCCAAUGGUUUAUGACCCUGUGCAGCCAUGGGUGACAUGAAAACCCCGGAUUUUGAUGAUCUUCUGGCUGCCUUUGACAUCCCAGAUGCCACAGGUUUGGAUGCCAAAGAGCCCAUCCAGGGGAGCCACGAGGAGACAGAGAGUCAGCUGAAACAUACAGGGAUAUGUCUAGAUGAUACUUUACUGAGUAACCAAGCUGACACAACAGUAGAUAUCCCUGCUGUAAGUGUUAUUGUGAAAAACACAAGUCGCCAGGAGUCAUUGGAGGGCUUUGGACCAGCGUUGCAAAAUGGAUUCAGGGGACAAGACACCUCCAUUGACACUGUUGAGACAACUAACACUGGCUUUUCCAAAUCAUUUGUCUCAGCUCUGAAUGGGGAGAGUUCAAGAGAGCUUCUUGGAAAGGCACCUGUUCAGCACAAACCUGAUGGAACCCCAGUAUUUUCUCAGUCACUUUCUCAUUUUAGUCCCAUCUCCAGUCCUGAGUCUGAAGACACCCAGUAUAGUAGAGAUGAAAUGCAUACAAAAGAGAGACCUUGUUUCCCAGAAGCUUCAGUGCUCGUGGAACCCUCAGUCCCGGACUAUCCAAAAAAACUGGACCUCAGCAUAUUUGAUGACUGUCCAAAGGACUCUAAUAUUCCCAAAAACACUCAGAGCAGCAGAACAGAUAGUUGUAGAGGUUUGGAGCCCUCUGAAAUCUGUGUCAGCAAUGAAAUGGAUAAAACACCUAGAACACACAAUGCACUUCCUCCACUGAGUGUUAACCAAAACCUUAUUGAGACAAACUGCAAUUCAGGAAUCUCAGUGGAUGUUCCCGCUUCUUAUCCGCAUGUAAAAUCUCAGACAUCUAAAUUAUCCUCUUGCCUUGAGGCUCUGGUGGCUCUGAAUGCUAAAAAAGAUCCCAGAGAGUCUUCAGCAGUUCAUAACGACUGCAUGAAAGCAAGUCCUAAUGUGCCUAUAUCCCCACUAAGCCCCAGAAGUCCGCUUGAAGCUGUGAAACGGUUAAUGAAACCCUCUGAUAGCCCAGUAAGCAUUUGCAGUGAUAGUAGUGGUAAAGCAUCCCCUGCUUUGGCAUCUGGGUCACCUCCUGCAAUACCCAGGGUCAGAAUUAAGACUAUCAAAACUACAUCUGGGCAGAUCAAGCGGACAGUCACCAGUGUGCUGCCUGAUUCAGAAACAGAUGAAGUUCAUUCUGCGUAUGAAUCCUCUCCAUCACAAAGUAUGAUUAGUGAAGAUUCUUACUGUAAUACGUCUCCUCAUCAGUCUCAAAGUGCUGUUGUUGAUGGCAUUGCCGGAAUACAAACGAAAGGUACACCAGCUAGCUCAUCCUCAGCCAGAGUUUUGCACAACAGAUCAGAGGCUAACUCCAGGAGGUCAGGCAUAAAGCAGUCUGCAACAAUAUUCCAUAAUGCUAGUGGUUCUGUCAAACGAUCGGUUGCACGUCAAAGGCAGAAACCAAAGAGAGGAUCAGCCACAGCAGGCCAUGCAACUAGCACAAACUUCCUUCCCAAAGCAAUGCACUUAGCUAGCCUGAACCUAGUCCCUCACAGUGUUGCUGCUUCUGUAGCUGCUCGGUCCACCUCUCAUCAACAAAACCAACACACAAUCUCCUCCACAGUGUACAGCACUGUCCCACUGGUGCAUCAGGUAAAAACAGCCAAACCUCAUCCAUGCAUGUCCACUCCUAACACAGCAGCUGGAACCUUAAGCAGAUUGUUGAACAAUGCCAACCCUGUGCCUACAUAUGUGCCCAACCUGAGCCCUCCUCCAGAGAGCAAUAUCAGCCUUCCACCACGCGGAUACUGCUGCCUUGAGUGUGGGGACGCCUUCGGGGUGGAGCGGAGUCUUGCGUAUCAUUACAGCAGGAGGAGUGUUCACAUUGAAGUAGGAUGUAUGCACUGUGCAAAGACGAUGGUGUUCUUCAACAAGUGUGCCUUGUUGGCACAUGCACGAGAGCACAAGAACAAUGGAAUGGUGAUGCAGUGCACACAGCUCCAUAUGAAACCCAUAGCAGAGGAGCAAAUGUUUGCAGCCCUGAGUACUGAAUCUGUAACCACAUACCCUUACACCUCACCAUCACUCUCACCUAAAAACCAACCUGUCCUGCCCCUAUAUCCAGACAAUGUCAUUCGCCACCGACUCCGUUGCCUGGAGUGUAACAAGCAGUUGCCUGACUACAAAGCACUUGCAGGCCAUUACCAGAGGCCAUCAGAAGAUGUGGAAGGACUAAUGUGUAAUGUGUGCUCAAUGCUGUUACCCAACAAGUGCAGCUUCAGAGCUCACGAACGCAUACAUGCACACAAGUCCCCUUACUGCUGUCCUGAGUGUGGUGCCCUGAGUCGUUCUGCAGACAUACAGAAGCACGUCAAGGAAAACUGUCUCCACUACGCUCGCAAGGCUUGGUACAAAUGUCUUCACUGUGAUAUGGUUUUCAAGACCCUUCAAGGACAAAAGACUCACAUUGAGGAGAAACACUGUGAAGUGUUUUACAAGUGCUCCAUCUGUCCUGUUGCCUUCAAGACCAAUGACAGUUGUGAAGUGCAUUUUAAAAACAAGCACAGUGCCAGCAAAACAUCCCCGCAGUUAAUCUUUAAGUGUUCGUGCGAGACAGUGUUCAAGAAGAAGCAGUUACUCUAUGAGCAUUUCCACCAGAAUGCGAACAAGCGUGUUACAUCUGUGUUCAAGUGUCCCGAAUGCAACUCAGUCUUUCCACAAAAGCAGAUGUUAAUGCACCACUUCAAGAGUGUUCAUGUAGGAAACAUGGCAGCAGAGACAGAGAACGGCAGGAUGCAAACAAACAGCUCAGACUUGCACCAGGAUGCUCAUUCUGUCCAACGUCACAAGAGCCGCAGUCCUGUUAAGCACACAGAUAGUCCCAGAAAAAAGGCAGAGCAAGACAGCAGAUCUCGCGCGAAGCCCAUUGGCUGGACUUGUGGGGAGUGUCUCCUGUGGUUCCCUGAACGAGACUCCUAUGUGUCUCACGUGAAGACCACCCACCGGAAGUCAGUGAAGAAGUAUCCAUGUCGACAUUGUGAGCAGUCUUUCAACUCUACAACCAGUCUGAGAAGACAUAUUCGCAGUGACCAUGAUGGAAAAAAGAAAAUCUACACUUGCGCGUAUUGCACGGAUACCAAAACAACAUUCACGACAAGUGUGAUGUUGAAGAACCACAUCAGUGUGAUGCAUGGAAUCAAAAAUCCAGAUCUUCGCCAAAUGCAAACAGCCACCCAGGAAUCAAGAAAACCUUUGGAGAAGAGGCUUUUAUCAGAACGACCUGCCGUGGACGUGCAGGAGAAGGAGGAGGAGCGGGGUCGCGCUUUCAGUCUUGAGGCUCCUUCAGCAAAGCGUCUGAAAACUCAGUUCCGCUGUUCAAAGUGCGGUUUCAUCACAGACGACAGCACGCAAUUCCAGCAGCACAUCCCACAGCAUAAAACCGAUGAAAACACUCCUCAGUGCCUUCACUGUGGCCUGUGUUUCACGUCUGUGCUGUCUCUCAACAGACAUCUUUUCAUUGUUCACAAAGUCAAAGAGGAGGAGAAAGAUAAAGAAGAAGAAGAAGAAGAGGAGGAGGAGGAAGCAGAAGCCAGGGAGAUGGAGCAGGAUAAUCAGCCAGGUAGACCAGCAGAUACUGAUGAGGUGAACAACUUGUUACCGGAGCUUAGUGAACCUGAGCCCUCGCAGGCAGAAGAGCCAGCAAGUCUGCACUGUGGCAAGAUUGCAGGCAGUAAAUUACAACUGAGCGCUCACUCUCAGACACGAGCUGUCCCUCACCGGUAGAAAGAGACACCUCAGCGCCUCUUAAAUGCUGCUUUAAUAUGUUCAGUUUUCAUAUGAAGGUAACAAGGGAUGCCCGAUGUUUUCGCGUGGAGGUUUGGGCCUUUUUUUUUUUUUUUUCAAUUUAGGCAUUUCCCUCAUGUUGUUCAGAGGUUGUGCAGUAUAUUCAAGCAGAUCUUUGACAUUUAGCACAGAGCAGCAUUUUCAUAAAUGAACAACUUAAUGUUCAUUUUUCAGUUCUUUUUGUUUAACUUUGCAUGUUGGUAAUUUGUUCAUUUUACCUUUCAGACAUACCUGCACACGUAUUACAAAUUAUUUUUCUUUUGUCCACCCCCCAAACUGUUUUAACCGCCCUGACAGGAGACUCAGGAAUGUCUGUUCUAGUUUUUGGUAUUGAUCGAUGUAACGGUGAAGGGGUGGAUUUUCACCUUUGUAAUCGAUGGUAGUUUUAAUUGCUUUUAUGUUGUCUGAAGUAUUCAGUGCUACACACUAUUACCUGAAGGGGAAUCAGUUUUUAUGACUGUGUUGCAAUUGAUUUGCAGUACAAUGCUAGAAUUGUAGUCGCCAUUUAUUACAAAACAUAGUAUAAUUAAGUAUUCAUUUAAAAGCCGUAUUUAUGCAUAUUUGGUAAACAGUUAUUUGAAAAACGAUCCUGUUAGUUCAAAUACAGGUGGGUUUUUCUCACUGAGCAAAGCCUACUGAAGUUAGGCUACGAGAAAGACUUUCUUUUUGACUAUUUAACCCAUUCUGAAAUUAUUUUGUUUUAAUGUUUGCUGAAAAUGUUUGAUUUGUGGACUCAUGUGAUGUCCCAGGUCUGGCCUUCUCUCUCUCUCUCUCUCUCUCUCUCUCUCUCUCUCUCUCUCUCUCUCUCUCUCUCUCUCUCUCUCUCUCUCUCUCUCCCCCUCCCCCCCUCUCUCCCUCCCUCUCUCUCUCUCUCCCCAUCUCUCUCUCUCUCUCUCUAAAUGAUUUUCUUUUCUCGAAUGAGUGUUCAUAGAAAACAUUGAGAGGUAUUGAAUGUGUGGUGCAGCAGUAUUGAAAAUACCUCAAAUUGCCGGAAGUGUAUUUUUCAGGCAAGUGGUUAUGUCAAAUCAGGGUACAUUGUUUUGGAUAAUCCAGAGCAUGUGUGAAAGUGAAGUCUGGCGGCAUAUCGGAGAUAAUAUCUCAUAAAUCAGGACCUGUUAAUAAAAAGUUGCAGAGAAGAAGAACAACAAUAAUAAUUACAAUGAUAGUGGGAUCAGAGGACUUUGUUGAAUCCGUGGUGGCUUCAGAGGAAAAAAAAUUCUUCGAUCAUUCCUCAUAAUGUGGGGUACUUUUUGUUCACAGGUCUUGAUUUGUAAAGCAGCACUUCUUGUUUUGUAUUCAGUACACGACAGCUCCUACCUCCAUGGUCCAUGGCAGUGAUUGUUCAGUGAUGAAAGUAUUGGAGGAGUUGCAGGUAACCUCAGUGCAAUGUAAAAGCUAGUAAAUGUGUCUUAUCCCACAUUAUUAAAUUUUAUAAAUUAUUUUGGGAAUGAAAAUAAGGCUAUAUGGUCAUAUUGACUUGACUGGGCGAGUGAACCUUUUUCUAUGUAAGUGCUAUCUGAGUUCUUCAUUUCUCUGUCAUCUUCAGUCCUUAAAUCACCACUCUGCAGCUGUUAAAAUGCAGAGACUGAAAAGAAUGAUUUGUUCACGACUUAUUCUUUUGUAACAACAUAUUUGUACUUUUCAUACUGUGUACAGUGAGGACUUGUAUAGGAAAGUAUCUUGUGUACAUACAGUAGCCAAUGAACCCUGGAUUCACAGCAUUUCUUAAGCCAUUACAUCUAUUCAGCAUGCAGUGGCCCACGUGCCUUGCUGAAAUGUUUACGUUAAGUACUUACAAAUAAAUUGGUGCAUUUAAUUCUG
This is a messenger RNA of Scatophagus argus, 5781 nucleotides long. It is a transcript of the gene znf592, whose product is annotated as zinc finger protein 592. The transcript is spliced from 9 exons. NCBI's taxonomy places the organism in Eukaryota, Metazoa, Chordata, Actinopteri, Scatophagidae. The record is from RefSeq and is a predicted model, not a curated record. Bases 151 to 3900 code for a protein of 1249 amino acids.